Punica granatum (pomegranate) is the source of this 394-nucleotide messenger RNA. Lineage: Eukaryota; Viridiplantae; Streptophyta; Magnoliopsida; Myrtales; Lythraceae. The record is from RefSeq and is a predicted model, not a curated record.
UGGACUCUGGAGCCUUGCUUCUUUCAUGCUUCAGCAGUUAAAUGAUGCAUCCUUUGAUACAUUGUCUGCAAAACCAAAGAUCUUUACUCAACCAGAGGCGCUGGCUGAAGUUCUGCUUGAGGCUUACACUGGUGCUAUCAAUGCAAAAGUUGAACGUAGAGAGCAGGAGAAAGGACUCUUGGAAGAGUACUGGAGCAGGAGGGAUGUACUCCUUAAUUCACUGUAUCAACAGACUAAGGAUCUUCUAAGAACUGGACAGCAGGAUUUUGAAGGAAGUAAGCAAGACGAAAUACAUAAAGACCUCCUGACACGUUUGCUGGGUGUCGCAAAGCAGCACGAGUGCUAUAGCACUCUAUGGAACAUAUGCUGCGAUCUCAAUGAUUAUGCUGCUUAA